AUGAACAGUUUAUCUCCCACCCUCCGCUCCGAACCCCGCCUACUCGGGGUGCGUGUCAACAUCGCUGUGAUCGGUGUUGUUCACACGCCCAUGAUCGGUCAUCCACUCCGAGAUGAGCAAUCUCGUCUUGCCGGGAGGUUUGUACUACCAGCAGCUGAGGUCUUCGGUCGGAUUAGCGAUACGAGGAAGGGGUUGGCGCAGCCGAGAUCCAUGGUCGUCAAUGUGGUCGCCAGAUCUACCAUUUCGGAUAUUGAAAGCGGAAAGAACGGUGAUCUGGCAUGGUGGCACGUCAUCUUUGACUAG
Molecule: messenger RNA, 303 nt
Organism: Sordaria macrospora k-hell
Lineage: Eukaryota; Fungi; Ascomycota; Sordariomycetes; Sordariales; Sordariaceae
Source: RefSeq, a predicted model, not a curated record